Molecule: messenger RNA, 8352 nt
Organism: Meriones unguiculatus (Mongolian gerbil)
Lineage: Eukaryota; Metazoa; Chordata; Mammalia; Rodentia; Muridae
Gene: Arhgap26
Product: Rho GTPase activating protein 26
Exons: 23
Coding region: 440-2884 (814 amino acids)
Biological process (GO): signal transduction
Cellular component (GO): cytoplasm
Molecular function (GO): GTPase activator activity; protein binding
Source: RefSeq, a predicted model, not a curated record
GGCGGCCCCGGGGGUCGGGCUGAGGAAAGCACGCUGAUUGGUCCUGUAGGGGAUUAGGUCAUCGCUAGCAGGUUCGGGCGGCCCGGACGCCGGCGGGGCGGCCGAGGCUUCUGUGAGAGGGCGCUCGAGGCGGCUGGAAGCUGCUUGAGGCUGCUGGGGAGCGAGCCCGCAGAGGAGGCGGGGAGGCGCUGGCCGCGCUCGCUCGCUCGCUGUUCGGCGCCGCCAAGGCUCCGCCAGCGCACCUCCUGCCGCCCGGUGGUUCUCCGCAGGAGCACCGUCGGUCCGUCCGGGUCCUGGCUUCGGUCCAGAAUCUCCCGCUCCCGCUGACCCCGCGCGCGGGGCCGGCCGACGCCACCCACACCUGUGGAUCGGCCGUGGUCGCCGGUGUCGGCCGAGCAGCGCGCGAGGCGCGACCCCUCCGCCCGGCUCCGCGGGCAGAAUGGGGCUCCCGGCGCUCGAGUUCAGCGACUGCUGCCUCGACAGCCCGCACUUCCGAGAGACGCUCAAGUCCCACGAAGCAGAGCUGGACAAGACCAACAAAUUCAUCAAGGAGCUCAUCAAGGACGGGAAGUCGCUCAUCAGCGCGCUCAAGAAUUUGUCUUCGGCAAAGCGGAAGUUCGCAGAUUCCUUAAAUGAAUUUAAAUUCCAGUGUAUAGGAGAUGCAGAAACAGAUGAUGAGAUGUGUAUAGCGAGAUCUUUGCAAGAAUUUGCUAGUGUUCUCAGGAAUCUCGAGGAUGAGCGGAGUCGCAUGAUUGAGAAUGCCAGCGAGGUGCUCAUCACACCCUUGGAGAAGUUUCGGAAGGAGCAGAUCGGGGCUGCCAGGGAGGCCAAAAAGAAGUACGACAAAGAGACAGAGAAGUACUGUGGCAUCUUAGAAAAGCAUUUGAAUUUGUCUUCCAAAAAGAAGGAGUCCCAGCUGCAGGAGGCAGACAGCCAAGUGGACCUGGUUCGGCAGCAUUUCUAUGAAGUGUCCCUGGAGUAUGUCUUUAAGGUGCAGGAAGUCCAGGAGAGGAAGAUGUUUGAGUUCGUAGAGCCUCUACUGGCCUUCCUGCAAGGACUCUUCACUUUCUAUCACCAUGGUUAUGAGCUGGCCAAAGAUUUUGGUGACUUUAAGACACAGUUGACCAUCAGCAUACAAAAUACAAGAAACCGCUUUGAAGGAACCAGGUCUGAAGUGGAAUCGCUGAUGAAGAAGAUGAAGGAAAACCCCCUUGAGCACAAGACCAUCAGCCCCUAUACGAUGGAAGGAUACCUCUAUGUUCAGGAGAAACGUCACUUUGGAACUUCUUGGGUGAAGCACUACUGUACAUACCAGCGGGAUUCCAAACAAAUCACCAUGGUUCCCUUUGACCAAAAGUCAGGAGGAAAGGGGGGAGAAGACGAGUGUGUCACCCUCAAAUCCUGCACGCGGCGGAAGACAGACUCCAUCGAGAAGAGGUUCUGCUUUGAUGUGGAAGCAGUAGACAGGCCAGGGGUUAUCACCAUGCAGGCGUUGUCGGAAGAAGACCGUAGGCUCUGGAUGGAAGCCAUGGAUGGCCGGGAACCCGUCUACAACUCAAACAAAGACAGCCAGAGUGAAGGGACCGCACAGUUGGACAGCAUCGGCUUCAGCAUAAUAAGGAAAUGCAUCCAUGCGGUGGAAACCAGAGGGAUCAAUGAACAAGGACUCUACCGGAUCGUGGGGGUCAACUCCAGAGUGCAGAAGUUGCUGAGUGUCCUGAUGGACCCCAAAGCAGCUUCUGAGACAGAAACUGAUAUCUGUGCAGAAUGGGAGAUAAAGACCGUCACGAGUGCUCUGAAGACCUACCUGAGGAUGCUUCCAGGACCACUCAUGAUGUAUCAGUUUCAAAGAAGUUUCAUCAAAGCAGCAAAGCUUGAAAACCAAGAGACUCGAGUCUCUGAGAUCCAUAGCCUUGUUCACCGGCUCCCAGAGAAGAAUCGGCAGAUGUUGCAGCUGCUGAUGAACCACCUGGCAAAUGUUGCUAGCAAUCACAAGCAGAAUUUGAUGACAGUGGCAAACCUUGGUGUGGUGUUUGGGCCUACAUUGCUGCGACCUCAGGAAGAAACAGUGGCAGCCAUCAUGGACAUCAAGUUCCAGAACAUUGUCAUCGAGAUCUUAAUAGAGAACCAUGAAAAGAUAUUCAACACCGUGCCUGAUGUGCCCCUCACCAAUGCCCAGCUACACCUGUCCCGGAAGAAAAGCAGUGACUCCAAGCCCCCCUCCUGCAGCGAGAGGCCCCUGACGCUCUUCCAUGCCGUGCCGUCCACAGAAAAACAGGAGCAAAGGAACAGCACCAUCAACUCCAGUUUGGAAUCUGUCUCUUCGAGUGCAAACAGCAUCCUUAAUUCUAAUAGCAGCCUGCAGCCCAAUAUGAACUCCAGUGACCCAAACCUGGAUGUGGUCAAACCUACUCGACCCAAUUCACUCCCCCCGAAUCCAAGCCCAACUUCACCCCUCUCGCCAUCAUGGCCCAUGUUCUCGGCGCCAUCCAGCCCUAUGCCCACCUCAUCCACGUCCAGCGACUCAUCCCCCAUCAGGUCUGUUGCAGGGUUUGUUUGGUUUUCUGUUGCUGCUGUUGUUCUCUCAUUGGCUUGGUCCUCUCUUCAUGCAGUGUUCAGCCUCCUCGUCAACUUUGUUCCCUGCCAUCCAAACCUGCACUUGCUUUUUGACAGGCCAGAAGAAGCAGUUCGUGAAGACUCCAGCACACCGUUCCGGAAGGCAAAGGCCUUGUACGCCUGCAAAGCUGAACACGACUCUGAGCUCUCGUUCACAGCAGGCACCGUCUUCGAUAAUGUUCAUCCAUCUCAGGAGCCUGGCUGGUUGGAGGGGACUCUGAAUGGAAAGACUGGCCUCAUCCCAGAGAACUACGUGGAGUUCCUCUAACCUAGAGUCCCAGCUGAGCUGCUGAGCUUUAUGUGGUCUCCAUGACAACUGCUGAUUCUGGUGUUGUGGGCCACUUUUCAUUGCCACUGAGGAAGCAGGGAACCGGACUGUUGCCUCCUGCCAACCGGAAUGCACCUGGGAACUUGUGUCACCUUUCUCCAUGAUCAUCUCAGCUAACAGCACAGGGAUGCUGCAAGAAUUGAAAGUCAAUCAGUAGAGGAGGCCGUUUGAUUUUGAUAACCCAGAGGAAGGCUUACAAAGCUGUUUUUUCACGAGUGCCCUAACUAGAGAGCACUGAUUUCAUGUUAACAGUCAUCCCAGUCCCCAGGCUUCUGAGAAGAGGAAGCGGGAUGAGAACAGUCCUAACGGAAGUGCAGCACUGCUGAGGUGGAUAAGGCAGGGCAAAGAAACUGGCACAAGAUGCAGGCUGCCUCUGCUGCUGUUGCUUACAGCAGACAUGCGCUCUCUCUCCUUCAUUCUCCCAGAGACACCGUUCUGAAGGCAGCUGGGCCUGUCUGGAAGCACACAGGAUGAAGGGGUUGCCGCAUUGUUUAUACAAGGUCCAAUCUCUCACCAUCUCUUGAGCAGCUGUUGGCCUGGAAUCAACAGAUUUCAGUACAGUCCUCUCAUGCAAAGAAGCACACGUCCCUCACGUUCUCUGCCACCGAAGGCUUCCAUCACUGCCAUCACCUAGUAACCAUAGCAACCCAACCUACUCUAAAACUAAGCCAACAAUAAUACUCCCCUUUGUGUGACACAACCCCCUAUUUCAGCUCUUUGUUUGUGUUUUGUUGUUGUUUCGUUUGUUUGUGUUUUGUUGUUGUUGUUUUGUUUGUUUUUAGUUUUUUUGGAAUGGUCUUCCAACAGUCUGAAGCAAAGGAUUAGGCCUUUGGGUGGUCUGCCUGGGACAGACAGGAUAGCAGCUGGGGACUGCUCCCUUUCUGGAAAAUGUCCACAUCAUCAGGAUAUACUUGGAGCAAACUCUGGGAACCUGUUGAGGUUGAAUCCCAUACACAUUGGGUCAGUACUUCUGUUCUCCAUGUAACAAGUUCUUGCUUCAGAGGGCAAGAUGCUGCCUCCCCAUGGGCUAGCAUCUGACUGAUGCCCUCCAGCCUCCCCUCUACCUGCUGCCUGUCUUUGCCCUUUCCAAUGAUCCCCAAACAGCUCCCUACAAGGCUUUUGCUGCUGGGGUCCUAUGGAUUUUAGAGAUGAUCCUUAGAACAAACCUGUAGCAUGAAUUCUAAAAGGACAUAUAUCUCACUGCCACCCAGAAAAAGAGGGACUCGUUAACUAGGAAAGGCCAUUAAGAAUCUGGAAGACACCAAAUUUUGAGUCCUGGAGGCUAGUCUGGGUAACUUCAAGGAAAGGGAAUUCUCAGUUAAAGGGGGCUGGGUCUUAACUGUUGUGCAUGAGAGACCACCUGGCUGAGCAUCACAUGACCUCAAAAGAACACAAUCAUGGCAUCUUCGCAUGUGAGUGCCCUUACAGAAUGACUCUGGACAGACAAACUGACACUCUCCAGGGGCCCCUCGGAUGGCAGCAUUGCGCCAGAGUGUGUCUGGCUUCUGGAAUUCCUUUAGGGUUGCCUAAUGAAGAAAAGAAAAACUUGAAUUGUGUUGAAUUACUGUAUCUUUUGCUUUUAUUUUCUUUUUAAAGAUAAACUUGUAAAUAGAAUGAUUUGAAAUAUUAUAUGGUAAAGUUUUAUAUUUGAUAUUCUUUAAGCUAGUUGCUCCAUACAUUUAGUAUUUUGAUUGUUGAACAAGUGUGUUUAAAAGGGUGCGCGAGAGACCGGGUUCAAGAGACAAGGUCAUGUCCAACUCUCUGGUCCAGUGAAAGACUGUUUCCUUAUGGUUCCUGUUGGUGAGCCUGAAAAGUUAGUUGUAUUCAGUUGUCUUUAUCUACAUGUGAUUUUUGGGAUUUGGAGUUCAAAAGAGCAUUUUUAGGUAGUGAAUUUUCAAAGAACCGCCACCUAACAGUAAAGUGACACUCAGGAUUUAAGUAGGUGGGGCAGGGGGUAACUGUUUGCCUUUGUUUGCUUGUUCUUCUCAGGUGUAUUUCUUGGUACCCUAGGAUGUCCAGACCAAAGGAGAUGGGAGAAUUACUCCUUUUCUCUCAACUCUCCUAAGGGCUUAUAAAUACAGCCAAGCUAGUUUGUAAAUGUGUCUGUUGGCUCUAAGAACAAAACCUGAAAGUCAGCUGCUGUGGUUCUCAGCCCUUGGUAUGCUUUUAUUCUUCCUAUAGACACAUUUCUACAUUUCUUCACCUCCAGGUUUCCUACAGCCCCAGAGUAAAAAGAACCCCAAAAGGGAUGUAGGUUGCACAUCUACAGUUUUAAGAGUGGCUGUGAUGCUAAUAGUUCAGUGUGGUGACUCAGCUCAGGAUUGUACUGCUGUCAGCCAAGAACUCAGCCAGGAGCAAGGGAGACUCCGUCAGGCAAUCACAGGACUCCAAGCUGCCAUUGAGGCUGGCUGUGUGGCUCCUGCCUGUGGUCUUAGCAUUUAGGAAGCAGAGACCAGAGGAUUGCUGGAGUCCUAAGGCAGCCAGGUUUGAGGGCAGGAGGAGGGUUGAAAACUAAAGGAAGAAAGGGAAUAGACUCAGGUUCCAGACCUAUGCCCUGUGAGCUUGAGAACAAGUUGGGAAAAGGAGCCUGAAGGGCAUGCACACUCAAGUAGCAUUGUGCUGUCCAAAUUGAAAGAGCCCAGCAUGAUGCUUUUAAUAUAUCUGAUGAUUUAAAUUGUCACCUGUCCUAUCAUAAAUGAAGUAGUCUUGUAGUCAGGGCCCAGCAUGACUGCUUGGAUACAUGUUCAUUCUCUCCUGAGCUGGCCCUGGUUUGAAGCUACUGUCGUAGGCUGACCUCCUUCUAGUUUCCCUGAGGCUAUGUGUGGCCUAUGACAGAUGGUUGCUCUGUUUCUGUUUGUCCAGCUAGGCCUCCCUCCUCCUCAUGAGCUAAAGAACUGGAUAUAUUAAUAUGAGCCAAGUGGAAAGGAACUUGAAGAUUAAAAACAAAAUGUGCCCUUUCUGCUCUCUGGACACCUCAGCUCCCCAUGAAUAAGGAAAACUGGGUUAGAUUGUAGGGAAUGAGUUGAUAUCAAAAUGGAAAUUCAUUGACCAGAGUCCCAAAGAUUUCCCAAGAGCUCUGCGUUCCUUCCUCUUGUGAGACCCUGGGAUCAAUCAGUUACGACCUGAAUUUUGGGGCAUUUGAGGUGAUUUGCCUCACUCCUCCUUGGGAUACAGAGUUCCAUAACUAAACAGUGCCAUGCCAUGAGAAGGUAGCUGCUCUCAAAUCCCUAUCCCCAAGCAGGUAAAUUGGACUUGCUCAAGCUUGUUGGGAUUCUCUCCUAUUUUUUUUUUCAAGAUAGAUUUAUAAGAAUGAACUCCAUUCAGUGGACCCCCCAGAAGUCCAUUAGUAUUAGAGCCAGUUUUCUAAAGCUAUUAUGUAAAGUCUUGUGGGUGCUUUUUUUUUUUUUUUUUUUAAACAAUGAAGCAGAGAGAAAAUGAGCAGUAAGUCCUUGCAGACCGGCACUGGUAGGUCAGAGCUGUGCUGGUUGCCUGGGAAUUGCAGGCGCUCCCCCUACAACUUCAGAUGUGACAGUGCCAUCGCUGGCUCUCAGAGGGAAAUCCUCGUCAGCUGCAUCUUCCUCCUGAAAAUGCUAGCCCCAAUCACACCAAAAGCUGCCUCCCUCUCAUAGAGGUUCCAGAAGCACCCUCUACUGAGGCACGGGGAAAAAGGUGGAAGGUGGUGUGACUGCAUGUUCAUGGCUUCUCUUCCACAGGCACCUGCUUCAUGCCACCCUGGCACUCCGCAUUUGCUCUAGCACCCACUGUUCCUAGUAGACAAGGGAACCAAGUGUCUGCUUAGCUACCUGACUUUCAUGGGAAUGUCCUGGGUGUGUGUGCCACCCCUGGCAAACUUGACAGUGAUCACUUAUGUCUACACACCUGCCCCACAGCCCUUUAAUCACCCCGGUGCCCCUCAUACCCCAUGGUGGUAUUUGAAAAAUGUCGUCUUGUGCUCAAACAUUUCUGUAGCCGUGCUUGAUCUAGUGGUUGUCCUUGAACAUAGCAUCAAGAUGGUAAGAGCAGAGAGCGGUGAACCCUGAGCAUUCCUCCAACAUGCCUGAGACGAGACUACAACAGGAAUGAUUAGCUUUCUUCCUUUUGCCACCCACAGGACUUGCCUACUUAAAGAGCUUCCCAGAGCAGACAGAGAUUCCACAUGUCGCUCCGAGGCAGCCCUGUGUUCGUGGGAGGAAAGCAUACACAGGGUCAGGAAGGAAGGAGUGAACCUCACUUCUCCCAGUCUUUAAGCGGGGGAGGAAAAGCUAUCACAAGAAAAAUCUCACAACUAAAUAAUUUUUCACAAGUCUAUAGGCCAUUAUAGAAUGAAGAUACCCUUCACAGUGGAAUGUUGUGGAGAGCAAAAGCAGCAUAGUCCUAACCCAUGGAAGGAAGGAGAGCCAAGAAUAUCAUGUGUCAAAAUUCACACUUGUAUAGUCAGCAGGGACCAGAGUAUUGGUAGCUCGGUGUCUAACUGACCUGGAGCAGCUUCAGCCUGGCUGAGGCAUGCUAAAUCCCACACCCGCCAUUCCCACAGGCUUCACCAACAGCCGGCAUUCUUGCGGUUCAAGAUGCUGGCAUCAGCUUGUUGUCUGUGAUGACAUACAUCUGGUGAUUCUAAAAGUUGGUGUGCAUGUGUUUGUGUGUAUGUGGUCAUGUGUAGCGCAUACAUGUGUAAAGAUACAGCCUCUCAUAUAGAGACACACAUGAGCUGGCACUUCCAAAGCUUUUACAGCCUUGAAAAUUUGGAGGGAGAGUUUCAGAGGAGCCUAGAGGCUCUUGGUUUCCUAGCAAAAGAUCAGAGAUAUAAAUGAAGUGCCAUCUAAAACCUGUGUUCGUAUUUAUCACAUAGUUAUCCACAGCUGUGUUCUUUGGUGACUUAUUAAAAGUCAUGUUAAAAACUCAAACCCAUAAAUUCUUAGUAGCUAAUGCUUGGCUAGUGUUCAAAAGCACUCAAAAAAACACUUAGUCCAUAUUUUGGGAAAGAAACUAUUUGCAUGUUUAAUUCAUCUUUUAGGCUACCGUUGAGUAUACUGUAAAGUGCUGUGUGAUAUAAUAUCAGUAAAGUAAUUAUAAAGGCACUUUAAUAUUUUCUUUUGAAAAAAAUCAUAAAUAACACACUGUUGUAAAUGUCAGUAUUGAAUAUUGACUGGUGCAUAGAAACAAAUUCUGUAAUUAAAAUUUAACCUGCAGCUAUGAUAGAAUACUUUUCCUGUUAGUAGAAAAAAAAAACAGUUUUGCCAUGUUCAGGCUUUUAAAACAUGUGUCUCUGUGCCACUGUGAGUAUCUAUAAAGAAAAUAUGAUUUCUGUCAGGCACCUCUGAACCGUGGCUUUUUAUGUUUGUGUAUGUGGCAGUCCCUAUGCAGUGAGUGGAAGUAUGAUUUUUGAAUUAAAUGACUUUUUCAUUUGA